Molecule: messenger RNA, 1145 nt
Organism: Rhincodon typus (whale shark)
Lineage: Eukaryota; Metazoa; Chordata; Chondrichthyes; Orectolobiformes; Rhincodontidae
Product: profilin-3-like
Exons: 1
Coding region: 571-1080 (169 amino acids)
Biological process (GO): actin cytoskeleton organization; regulation of actin filament polymerization; positive regulation of actin filament bundle assembly
Cellular component (GO): cytoplasm
Molecular function (GO): actin binding
Source: RefSeq, a predicted model, not a curated record
UUUUGGCCUUUUGAGCAUCCCCUACGCACAGCAUCAAACUACUGUUACUUCAGCAUUCAGAACAGAAAUGAAAAGUGUUACACACACAAUGUAAAGCACAGAAAUUAUCCAAUAAGGCAACUAGUCUGUGGUUUUUAUGUUGCACACAAGCCUUCUCCUACCUUUCUUCAUUGAUUCAGAUUAAUAACCUCCUAUUCCUAUUGUCUACACUUAUGUCCUAUGUUUAUUGAACCUCCAGCAGAAAUGCACCAAUAUUAUUCACCUUUUUAUGUACUAAUGUGGGAGUUCCACAUUCUCAUCAAUCUCUAGAUUAAAAAUGUUGCCCAUGAAUUCCCUAUUCCUAAUUAGUGACUAAUUUCUAUUGAUGGUAAGUGAGAAAAUCAAUUUUUUAUGGAAACAUUUGAUGGGAUAAAUGGAAAGGCCUCAAUCAGUUUACCCUGAGUAAUAUUGUGUAGUAACUAGUUUUAAUGUAAGGGAAAAUUUUCUAUUCAGUCAGAACGUACUUUAUUUCUUCUGUAAUAAAUAUAUAGUCUAUCUAUAUGAUGUCACAGAUAUUGUUUUGAUGUCAUAAUGCAAAAUUAUUGCUCUAAGUAUUUCCAUAUUAAUAAAUACCUGUCAAUGAGCUAUCAUCAAGGAGAUUUGUGCUUGAAGCCAAUUAAGGAGAGGAUGUCGGACUGGAAGACUUACAUCAAUAGUAUAUUGAAGGAUAUGAAUGUGGAAGAUGCUGCCAUUGUGGGCCAUGCUGACAACAAGUCCUCCUGGGCUUCAAAGCCCGGAGGUGUGCUGGCUGCCAUCUCCCCACAGGAGGUCAGCAUGUUAACAGGACAGGAUCGCAAGGCAUUCUUACAAACUGGCAUCAACAUCGCAGGAAAGAAAUGUUCUGUCAUCAGGGACAACCUCAUGGUCAACAAUGAUGAAGUGAUGGACGUGAGGAUGAAGGGCAGUCAAGGCAAGAGCAUCUGCAUUGGCAAAACUAUCAAGAUCAUGGUGUUUGUGACAGGCAAAAAGGGUGUUCAUGGUGGAGCGCUCAAUAAGAAAGUCCACGAGGUGGCCAAAUAUCUGAAACAGAGGGGCAUCUAAAAGAAAGCUAAUGUCAGGAUUCUUGGAACAUUGCAAUUUCUAAACUGAUAAUAAAUUCUACUUUA